Aricia agestis (brown argus) is the source of this 2562-nucleotide messenger RNA. RefSeq names its product E3 ubiquitin-protein ligase RNF13 (gene gzl). Gene Ontology annotation, cellular component: nucleoplasm; cytoplasm. The record is from RefSeq and is a predicted model, not a curated record. The coding region runs from base 458 to 1729 and encodes 423 amino acids. NCBI's taxonomy places the organism in Eukaryota, Metazoa, Arthropoda, Insecta, Lepidoptera, Lycaenidae. The transcript has 10 exons.
UUAAAUCGUUGGCGUGUAUAACGGGCAUAAGCACUGCAUCCGUAACUCAAUACUAUAAGAUACAAGCUGGGAAGGUCGCAUAGACGAUACAUGAGCACCACAAGUGGGGAGGCGGCGCGGUGCGGGGUUGGAUGACAGUCUACUGCCAAUCACAACACUUACUGCCAUUAUACUGCCAUCGCACUGGAUACUACCAUCAUACUGAGUACCAUCGUACUGACUGCCAUCACACUGGAUACUGCCAACGUGCUGGAUAUUGCCAACGUGCUGAAUACUGCCAUCGUACUGGAUACUGGCAACGAUCUGAAUACUGCCAUCGCACUGGAUACUGCCAACGUACUGGAUACUGCUAACGUACUGGAUACACCCAACGUACGGGAUACAGCCAACGUACUGACUACUGCCAUCGUGCGUACUGCUAUCUUACUGAAUACUGCCAUUCUGCCGUGAUACUGCCAUGUGGCAUGCUGUCAGUAUGUCGCCCGUGACGAGUGUGAUCGUGAUGCACAUGGUCGGGUUGCAGAAUUUUAUAGCGGAGGAGUUCCGCGACAUGCCGGCGUCGUUCGGCCCUGACAUCCCCGUGGACGGCCUGCGCGGGCUGCUGGUGGCCGGCGAGCCGCAGGACGGCUGCGCCCCGCUCGCCAAACCACCGGCCGUCGACAACGAGACUGGGAAGUGGAUGGUGCUCGUCGCCAGAUACAACUGUAGCUUCGAGGUGAAGGUGCGCAACGCGCAGCUCGCCGGCUACGACCUGGCCAUCGUACACAAUGUCAACUCCAGCGAUCUCGAGACGAUGUCGGCGAACGACGCGGACGACAUCGUGAUACCGUCCGUGUUCGUGAGCGACCUCGCCGGGUACAUACUCGCCGAGAACUACCAGUACACUAACAGCUACUACAUAAUGGUGAACUGCGACCUGCCGUUCAACAUCAACACACACCUGCUGCUGCCCUUCGCCGUCGUGUCCGCGCUCUGUCUCCUCGUCAUGCUCAUAUUCAUGAUAGUGAAGUGCAUCAAGGACCGCCGGCGCGCGCGCCGGCACCGCCUGCCGCGGCGGUCGCUCCGCAAGAUCCCCACGUGCAAGUUCAGCAAGGGCGACCCCUACGACACCUGCGCCAUCUGCCUCGACGACUACCAGGAGGGCGAGCGCCUGAGGGUGCUGCCGUGCGCGCACGCGUAUCACAUGAAGUGCAUCGACCCGUGGCUGACGCAGAACCGGCGCGUGUGCCCCGUGUGCAAGCGGCGCGUGUUCGCGGCCGGCGAGCGGCGCCGCGCCAACACCGACUCCGACACUGAUACCGAGCCGCUCGUCGCCGACGCGCCCGCCACGCAGGGCGGUACGUUCGACGAGCAGACGGUGAACCCGUUCGUGCGUGCGGCGUGGUUCAUAGCGCGGCUGCGGUCCGGCGACGCGCCGCAAGACGCGGAAGCCCCGCCCCCGCCCCCAACGGUACAGGAGGAGCCAGAGAAUGUGGAUGAGGAUGAUUCGGAGCGGCGGCCGCUGCUCGCUCGGGCGGAGCGGCGGCGGCGGCGGCGACGGUCGCGGUCGGCGACCUGCCCGCGCCCCGCCCGUUCGCCCGCCUCCGUCGCUUCCUCCGCCCCCCGCGUCGGGCCCGACCCCGCGCCCGCCCCCGCUGAUAACUCCAUCAACGGCUCGCCCUCGCAGGGAGAAAUUGGUGUGGCUGCACUUCCGGCGCCUCAGGACGAUUCACAUCAUAUUAACUUAUAAUCUCUGUACAUACAAUACUAACACUUUGACUGUACAACGCUCGUCGUACUACAGAUUGGAGUUAAGUUAGCUGCAAAGCGUCGCAAUACAAAUGUCACAUCUAAACGCGUACCGAUGCAGCGUAUCUCAAUGCAGUUGCCUUUGACUGAUGUUUAGUUCUUCAAAUAUUAUAUUGUAAACUUGGACGUUCGUAAUGCAACUUAAUAAAAAUGAAGUUAGCCGCAAAGGGUAACAAAAACUUAUCUACUAAAUGCGUGAAUUAACAUAUUUUUAGUAACGAAAAAAUAAUUGCGGUUUUGUUUUCCAUUUCGACAAUAAAUAUAUUAAAUAACAGUCAAUUAACUAGAAACGUUUUAAAAAUCUGGCUGCUAGUUUUUUUCUUUCGUGUUCUAUAACAGAAAAAAUUAUAGUUUCUUUUAACAAUUUGUUUACCUGUAAUAUAAUUAUAUUAGGCAAGUAGCAAGUCUUAAAUUAACGUGUCGUUUAGGAAACUUAUGCGCACAUCAUCAUAACCUCCGAAUUUUUAGUUGCUUAGCUCAAAUAUUUAAUAGAACUAUUUUAAACCUACCUUCGAGUACACCAUUAAUAUCAAAAUAAGGUGCUUUAAAUCAUUAUGCGGGCUCUACACUCGCGGCGCGAAUUGCGGCCGUGAUUCGCGCCGUGAACACGAUUCGAACAAAUACGAAGCCGCGAAACCCUCCACACUCGCGGUUCGCGGCCUUCGCGGGCUUUCGCGCCGCGAGUAUGGAGCCGGCUUUACAUUAUUUGGAAGUCUGCCUAAAUGGCUCAAUUUACGUGCGAUUUUAAAAGGCAUGUAUACCUAUACAUAUAAA